GAAGGAGGAGGAGAAGGAGGAGGAGGAGGAGAGAUAGUGGGGCAGAGACAGAGAGGACAGUCAUGCACUUCACAGGCAGCAGACACUGACACACUGCCGCACACCCACAAUAUUUCUCCUAUAUGUCACAUCGGAGCACCUGCUAAACCCACUCCACGAGGACCCAGGAGACCAUGCUUUCCUGGCUGCUGGCCGUGACUCUUGCGGCGCUAACAGGAUUCACUGCUGGCUAUGGAGGCACUGAGAGGAACUGCUCCAUUACUCCACCUUACCUCCCCAGUACAGCUGUCGAUAGCAGUACUCAGUUGGCGGCACUCCGAAGGAAAAUGAACCCCUUGAAGAUUUCUGCAUACAUUAUCCCUGGGACAGAUGCUCACCUGAGUGAGUAUAUUGCACCACGUGAUGCACGGAUGGCCUUCAUGACUGGCUUUAAAGGUUCAUCAGGCACUGCAGUGGUAACACAGACCAAAGCUGCUCUCUGGACAGACAGCCGUUACUGGGUUCAAGCGGAGCGAGAGAUGGACUGUAACUGGGAACUGCAGAAAGAUGUGUCUGUUAGCUCAAUAACCCAGUGGCUCCUUGCGGAGGUGCCAAAAGAUGACGUGAUCGGCUUUGACCCCUUCCUCUUCUCUCUCGAGAGGCACGAGGACUUCUCCAUCAUUCUUGAAUCGAACAAUCGCACCUUCAAGUCUUUUUCAGACAACCUGGUGGAUGCGGUAUGGGACAAAAGGCCUUCCAUCCCCUCAGACAAUCUGACUCGUCUCCCGGACAGGAUCAUACAAAGAACCUGGCAGAUGAAAGUGCAGGACAUCAGGAGGCAAAUGAAAGAGGCCCCAAACAAGCCCACUGCAGUGCUCCUGUCAGCGCUGGACGAGACCGCAUGGCUGUUCAAUAUGCGGGGCAAUGACAUCCCAUACAAUCCCUUCUUCUAUUCCUACACACUUCUGACCUUGAAUAAAAUCUGGCUGUUUUUACACAAGGAGAGGGUGACUGAGGAGCUGAAGCGGUACCUGAACUCAUCAUGCACAGAUUCACUCUGUGUGCAGCUCAUGAGCUACGACUCUGUGCUAUCUGAGGUCCAAAAGUAUGUGGCCAGGCCUAAGGUCAAAGUGUGGAUCGGGACAGAGUACACCAACUAUGCACUUUACGAGAUCAUUACGCCACAGGACAAGCUAGUGGUCUCCUCAUACUCCCCCGUGCUGACCACAAAAGCUGUAAAGGAUGAAACGGAGCAGCGGGUCUUGAGAGAAGCACAUGUGAGGGAUGCAGUAGCUGUGAUACAGCUGCUGAUGUGGCUGGAAAAAGCUGUGCCUGAAGGAAAGGAGACAGAAGUGACUGCAGCACAAUAUGUCAAUAAGUGUCGUGCAAAACAAAACGACAGCAGAGGCCCAAGCUUUGAGACCAUCUCUGCCAGUGGACCAAAUGCAGCUCUUGCUCAUUACAGUCCUACAAGUGAAACAAGCAGGAAGCUGACAGUGAAUGAGAUGUACCUGGUGGACUCUGGAGGCCAGUAUCUAGAUGGGACCACUGACAUAACUCGAACAGUCCACUGGGGAACACCCACAGCCAUGCAAAAGGAGGCGUACACACGAGUCCUCAUGGGAAAUAUCGAACUUUCUAGGACCAUUUUUCCAUCUGGAACUAGAGGUGUAAAUAUGGAAAUGCUGGGCCGCAAAGCAUUAUGGGAGGUGGGCCUGAAUUAUGGCCAUGGAACAGGUCAUGGUAUUGGGAACUAUUUUGGAGUUCACGAGUGGCCCGUUGGCUUUCAGAGCAACAAUAUUCCCUUUACAGCAGGCAUGUUCACAUCAAUAGAGCCCGGCUACUACAAGGACAAUGACUUUGGGAUCAGGAUUGAAGACGUCGCUCUGACUGUGCCUGUAAAAACAAAGUUUGGUAACAACUUUUUGACCUUUGAAACGGUGUCACUGGUGCCAUAUGACCGUAAACUGAUUGACACUUCACUUCUGAGCCCAGAGCAGCUCAAGUGGCUGGAUACUUACUAUGAAACUAUCCGGAGAGUGCUGGGUCCGGAGCUGGACCGUCAGGGCCUGUCUGCAGAGAAGAACUGGAUGCUGAAGCAGACUGAAUCCUUGAGACACACUACAUCUUCAUCAAACAUCUCCUCUUCCUCACUGCCCCUCCUCACUUUGAUGUUUGCUCUGAUCCAAAGCGUCCUGUGAGCUCCCCCUGCCUGUUGAAGCAGAUUUGCACUCCAAGCCUAUGUCUAUGCAGUGUCUGCUGAAAACAGGCAGCUACUUUCUACUUUUUGAUGUGUUUUCAACCAGAAUAAGGGUGUGUGCAAUUUAGUCUAGUUUUAAAAUUAUUAAUGGAAGGUUUGAUGUUUCUUCGUAAUUUAAAACUUUUAGAUGUUUACAAAUUGAACUUUUAAAGACCCACUAUUUUAUUAAAGUUUUUAAAGACUUUGAAAUGAGAUUUCAUUUUUGUCUCCCCCUCUCAAUCACUCUUGGAAAACUGUAACAGACGCUUGAGCUUUACAGUUGUAGAAGAACUUCCCCUAUAAACGGGACAAGUCAAUGAGAGAUGAAUUUCCUUCUUUUCGUGAGUCGCCCUGUUAAAAUCAAAUGUGCCCAGUUCAUAUUACAGCAUCAAAGAACAAUGAGGGAACCUUUCAUUUAGCAUAAGAUUGUUAACAGUGAUGAAAGUUUAACCUAAUCUCUUAAUCCAACUGUCCUGUCAGCACAUCUGAAAGGUGUGAACAGUUCUUGACACAUUCAUGUCCAAACCCUCAUAUUUGUUUGUUGGUGGAUGGUCAAGAGGCCUUCUUUCAGUAAAGAGGAACUUAAGUAUGAGAUCAUUGUUUUAGUAAACUGCUCUACUUCUGCAUGUUACU
Periophthalmus magnuspinnatus is the source of this 2851-nucleotide messenger RNA. RefSeq names its product X-prolyl aminopeptidase (aminopeptidase P) 2, membrane-bound (gene xpnpep2). NCBI's taxonomy places the organism in Eukaryota, Metazoa, Chordata, Actinopteri, Gobiiformes, Gobiidae. The transcript is spliced from 20 exons. The record is from RefSeq and is a predicted model, not a curated record. Gene Ontology annotation, molecular function: metalloaminopeptidase activity. The coding region runs from base 174 to 2180 and encodes 668 amino acids.